GUGCUGAAGUCUUACACACAAGGAGAGGGGAGCGGGGGUGCUUCCAAAUAGAGCACAUUUCAUUAAUAAUAUUGUCAUCCAAACCCAUUAUGUCACAUUUUAUUUUCCUGGGUUGUGCGAAAUCGCAGAAAAAAAAAAACCAUAUAUAAACUCAGUCUGCGCACUAACGUGUAGGGCUGUUAGUUUACGUUGUGAUUCUCAGGUUGGGGGAUGGGUCUUGAUACUGAAGGGCAAAAUAAACACGGCUAUGGACAAGAAAAGUUCAAAGCCAUCAGGUGCUCACUUUAGAAAAAAAAGAAAAGAAGAGGAGGAGAAACGAGCAAAAGAUACAGGGGCACUUCUGAAAUAUUUUGGAGCGCCCUCUGCAACUGCCACUGCCCAAGAUGAGCAGCCAUCCACCUCCUCAGCCACAUAUGUUGAUCCUGAGGAUGAAGACCCAAUUGCGUCCACUUCAGAAAUGCCUGGAGCUAAACCCCCUGAGGAAGAGCCCCUGCCUACGGACCCUGGAAACUGGCCUUCAGCUAUCACUGACAGCAUUCGAAUACAGCUGGUUUCCAAAGGACCGAGGAAGGUAGCACCUGACUUUGUUUUCCCUAGAAACGAGGGUGACGGAAGAAGUUGCCACCACCAAUAUUUUAAGAAAACACUAGUAAGCGGAGAAAAGAUGCCUAGAAGUUGGCUAGUAUAUUCUGAGAAAAACAACAGCCUUUUUUGCUUCUGCUGCAAGCUGUUUUCUAAAAGAAACAUGAAGUUAACAAGUUCUGGACUGACAGAUUGGAAGCAUGCCAGCUCUUAUCUCACCUCACAUGACAAUAGUCCUGAACACCAUAACUCCAUGAAAGCAUGGAAAGAACUGGUAGUGAGGAUUAAAAAAGGUGAAACAAUUGACAAACAAGAGAUGGCACUUCAGCAGGCAGAGAAAAUAAGAUGGAGAGCAGUGCUGGCUCGUCUCAUUGCUAUCAUUCAAUCGCUCGCAAUUAGAAAUUUAGCACUAAGGGGACACACAGAAACACUGUUUUCGCCAUCAAAUGGCAAUUUUCUCAAAGAAGUUGAACUCAUGGCAAGGUUUGAUCCUAUAAUGCAAGAGCACAUUAACCGUGUCCAGAAAGGCACUUACAGUCACACUAGCUAUCUCGGUCACCAUGUACAAAACGAACUCAUCAAUUUGUUGAGUAGCAAGAUCACUUCAACAAUCGUUGAUGAUAUCAAGCUGGCAAAGUUUUUCUCCAUAAUUCUAGAUUGCACUCCAGAUAUUAGCCACACUGAACAGCUGUCAGUUGUGAUUCGGAUUGUGUCAUUACAAGAGAAGCCCCAUAUUGAGGAGUAUUUCAUGGGUUUUUUGGAAACUGAUGAAUCCACAGGGAAGCAUCUCACAUCCAUGAUUUUAAACAGGCUGGAAGAGCUGAAAAUUCCCUUUGAGGACUGCAGAGGUCAGUCAUAUGACAAUGGGGCCAACAUGAGGGGAAAAAACAAGGGCAUUCAAGCCAGGCUCCUGGAACUGAAUCCUAGAGCUCUUUUUGUUCCCUGUGGAGCUCAUACACUGAAUUUGGUUGUGGCUGAUGCUGCAAAGGGAUCUAUUCAUGCCACAAGUUACUUUGGGAUUUUGCAAAAACUUUACAAUUUGUUUUCAGCCUCCACUCAGAGGUGGGCCAUCCUGAAAAAACAUGCUAACAUUACACUGAAGAUGUGGUCUGAAACAAGGUGGGAAAGUAAGAUCAACAGCGUUGAGCCCCUGAGGUACCAAGCAUCUGCAGUGAGGGAGGCUUUGAUUGAGGUGAGAGACCACACCAAAGACUCAGUCAUAAAGAUUGAGGCCCAGUCUUUGUCUGAGGAGGUGGGAUCAUACAGAUUCAGCAUUUGUACAGUGGUGUGGUAUGACAUCCUGAACCAAAUCCACCAAGUGAGCAAGCUCAUGCAGUCUCCCAACAUGCAUGUGGAUGUAGCAGUCAAUCUCCUCAAAAACACAGAAAGAGUUCUCCACAACUACAGAGCAACAGGCUUUUCAGCUGCACAAAUGUCAGCCAAGGAUAUGUGUGAGGACAUGAACAUAGAGGCUGUUCUGCAACAGAAAAGACUGAGAUCUACAAAGCGGCACUUUUCUUACGAGUCAUUUGAUGAGCCAUUGAGUGAUGCCCUAAAGAAGCUGGAGGUGACCUUUUUUAAUGUUGUUGUUGAUGCUGCAGUGUCUUCCAUCCAAGAGAGAUUCAUCACUUUGGAAAAUGUGGGAGAGAAAUUUGGAGUACUGACACAUUUUCCAAAUCUCUCAAAUGAUGAGCUCACUGAACAGUGUAAAGCCCUCAGCACUACUUUGCUUUUUCAGGACCAAGCAGACAUGAAUGCCAGAGAGCUUGCACAGGAGAUUAAGAAUUUGCCUGACUUACCGUCAAAAUCUAUGACCUCUUUUGAGCUCCUGAACUUUGUGCAUGACAAUGAUCUCUCAGAAAUUUACCCAAAUUUGUGGACUGCUCUGAGAAUUGCAGUUACUCUACCUGUAACUGUGGCUUCGGCAGAGAGGAGCUUUUCAAAGCUGAAACUUAUAAAAACAUAUCUCAGGUCCACUAUGGCUCAGGAACGCCUCACUGGCCUUGCCAUCAUCAGCAUCAAUCAUGCAAUUGCUGACCAGAUUUCAUAUGACGACAUUAUUGAGGACUUUGCAUCAAGGAAGUCAAGAAAGAGUCAGAUUUAGAUGACAAUUAUCUCAUAUCAGUGUGUGUUGUGUGAAGCGCAAACAUGAUAAAUGUGGAAUUUAGGAAUGCCUUAUUUGAAUCUCCCUUUUACACUUAAUAUAAUAACUGUGAUAAUCAUGUCUUAUUUUGACUUCUGUGUGUGUGUGUGUUUUUUUUUAUAUUUAAAGUGCUUUUUUCCCCAAUAUAUGUAAGUUUUUAUGUUUGUUUAUGUGUGAGAUAAAUAUUGGUUAAAUUCAGCAUGGUUCCAACAAAAGUUUUUACAAUAAAAUAUGUUAACCUAAAAUCCUUAACAGGUUUUGUG
Molecule: messenger RNA, 2988 nt
Organism: Oreochromis niloticus (Nile tilapia)
Lineage: Eukaryota; Metazoa; Chordata; Actinopteri; Cichliformes; Cichlidae
Product: zinc finger MYM-type protein 1-like
Exons: 3
Coding region: 248-2686 (812 amino acids)
Molecular function (GO): protein dimerization activity
Source: RefSeq, a predicted model, not a curated record